AUGAAAAACCUCAUCAUUCCUUUCCUCUUCAUCUUCUUCCUUUUCACUAUCACUAUUGCAACCCGCCCCGACCCACAGUCCGACAAGCACAACUCCAACAACAACAAGAAAGGUGGUCGGGAUGACAGUAGCGGCGGGUUCUUCGGCCCCGGUACAGGACCCGGAUUCAACAUACCCGGAAUGGGAAACAACUGGCCAGGAAAUGGUGUGGGUGGCGGGUACGGUUCGGGUUAUGGAGGUCCGAAAGGUCAUCACUCUAAAAGUGGGGUAGUUAGUACCACUGUGGUGUGUAAAGACAAGGGACCGUGUUACAAGAAGAAGUUGACAUGUCCGGCGAAAUGCUUCACUGCGUACAGCCGAUCCGGUAAGGGGUACGGCGGAGGUGGCGGUGGAGGUGGGUGCACCAUGGACUGCAAGAAGUGUGUGGCUUACUGUUAA
Lactuca virosa is the source of this 438-nucleotide messenger RNA. NCBI's taxonomy places the organism in Eukaryota, Viridiplantae, Streptophyta, Magnoliopsida, Asterales, Asteraceae. The record is from the annotation of a GenBank genome assembly.